This is a messenger RNA of Aspergillus pseudotamarii, 1706 nucleotides long. RefSeq names its product putative RING finger domain protein. The coding region runs from base 140 to 1483 and encodes 447 amino acids. The record is from RefSeq and is a predicted model, not a curated record. NCBI's taxonomy places the organism in Eukaryota, Fungi, Ascomycota, Eurotiomycetes, Eurotiales, Aspergillaceae. The transcript has 4 exons.
UCCGACGGCUGACAUUCUUGUACAAUCUUUCGAUUCCGUCUGCCUAGUGAUACUAUAUCUGAACAUUGUUGUGUUGAACACCGUUUCACCUCCUGAUUUUCACCACGACAAACUACCUCUCCACCUUGACACUUCCGUCAUGGCCGAUGUGGGGGAUCGCAUGUUUUGUCAUGCCUGUGGCGGGGUCUGGCUACGCAGAGAUUAUGGGCUGGAGUGCCCACACUGUCACUCUGAAUUCACCGAAAUUAUUGAAAUUCCGCCAGAUACGGAAGAGGAAGUCCCCGACCCUCCAACAUCCGUUCCUGAGGACCGGCCAGCUCCCCCAAGAAACCCAUGGGCAGAUCACAACCCCUGGGAUCAUGAUGAUUUGGAUAGAGACACCCCUGACUGGGGCUCAGGCAAUGGGUUCCGUCACCGCACGUACAGAUCUCCGGACGGCCGGUUUACUUUUUCCAGCACUACAUACACACGCCGUGGUUCGUCUGGUCAGCAAAUGCCGGCGGAUCCUCUGAUGCCUAUGGUGCGCGGCUUGGACACUAUCUUUCAUGGGUUGGCCGACACCUACCGGCAGACGGAGUACAGGCAACCGAAUGAGCGAGAUUCAUCACCGGGAAUAUGGAGGAGCGACAGACAGAGCCAAGGGUUCAGCCCAAAUGGUUCGAGGGUAUACAGCACAUCGUUUGAUAUCGACAUGAACACGCGGAGUAAUGGGAGCAUGGGGUCCGAGUUCAAUACGACAGGGGGACUGCAUCCUCGUGACGCAGAUGGUCCACAGCCUAUGGGUACUCCCCUACGAACUCUGGGCGAUAUUCUUGAGCUGUUCCGAGCCGAUUUCGGAAACAAUGGACCAACAGGAAAUGGCCCCGGAGUCCGUGUCAUGACCGGGCCGAAUCCCCUUGCGAUUUUGUCGACUCUCCUCAACCUUGAUCGGCAUGGCGAUGCGGUCUACUCGCAAGAAGAGCUGGACCGGGUAAUAUCACAGUUGAUUGAUCAAAACGCACGCGGGACAGCACCACCACCCGCUGCUCCCAAUGCGAUCCAGUCUCUGCCGAAGAAGAAAGUUGAUCAGGAGAUGCUAGGUAGCGAAGGCAAGGCAGAAUGUUCGAUAUGCAUGGACCCGGUGGAAUUAGGCACGGAGGUCACGGUACUACCCUGCAAGCACUGGUUCCACUACACGUGCAUCGAGAUGUGGCUGAGCCAGCACAAUACGUGUCCCCACUGCCGGCGAGGCAUCAACAUUCCGGCAGAACCCGAAGGAACCAGCGAGAACCCGGUAGUCAUAAACAGUAGCCCGGAGACGUCACCCCGUCGUCCGAGUGGCGCUGCUCCCGAGCAUAGCGGACAGUCGCCGCCACAGUGGUACGGGACUGGGCCAGAGAUGGGAGGACAAGAACAGGAUCAAGGACGAUCCAGUCGGAAUGACAAUCAAGGUGGAGGCUUCGCUGGUUGGGUUCGAAGCCAUUUCGGAGGAGGCAACCAGUAACGUUGUCUCCGUCUUUCACGAUGCGACACCUUUCAUGUUCUUUGCUUUGAUACGGUCAUGGCAGGUCUUUCGGUCCAGCUACGGGAAGUGAUAUAGAGCUGGGAUCCAUGGUAAAUUGGACAAUGGGUGGAAUGGACAUAUAAGAGUCACUCUGGAAGUGUUACGCAGUAAUGAACCGUUUAUUUUUUUGGUUAUCAAGCCGGAGGAGACAUAGAUAAGUCGA